Ostreococcus lucimarinus CCE9901 is the source of this 837-nucleotide messenger RNA. RefSeq lists its product with no specific name. The transcript has a single exon. Bases 1 to 837 code for a protein of 278 amino acids. Lineage: Eukaryota; Viridiplantae; Chlorophyta; Mamiellophyceae; Mamiellales; Bathycoccaceae. Gene Ontology annotation, cellular component: 90S preribosome. The record is from RefSeq and is a predicted model, not a curated record.
AUGGCGAAACCGCCCGCGCGCUCGAGCGCGUCAAAGAAAUCGACGAAAUCCACAACCAAAAACGCUUCGGCGGCGGCGGCGGCGACGGCUGGCGCGAACGAUGCCUCGCGCGUGGACGUCGAUCAAGUGCGCAAGGCGAUCGAAGCACUGGCGACGCACAUAGAGAAGGUUGCGAGCGAAAAACCCCAGAGCGCUCUGUUCGAAGACGAGGCCGAGACGUUCAGCGCGCUCAUCUCGCUGCGAAGGACACCCAAGGAGGCGACGAGCGCGCGACUGGUGCCGGUGCCGAUUCCGCACCCGUUGCUCGAUCUCGCCAGCGCGGAGUUGUGCUUGAUCGUGAAGGAUCAUCAGGGCGAAGGACAUAAGGAGGCGAAGAAGCGCGUGGCGGAGAUGGCCAAGUGCGGGGUUGCAAAAGUGUUGGGGAUAUCCAAGUUGAAGGCAAACUACAAGGCGCACGAGCAAAAGCGCAAGCUGUGCGACUCGUACGACAUGUUCUUAGCCGAUGAUCGCGUGUUGCCUCUGUUGCCCAAGUUACUGGGUAAGAAUUUCUUCAAAAAGAAGAAGCAGCCGGUGGCGGUCGAUUUAACUAAAAAGGAUUGGGUGGCUCAGAUUCAGCGCGCUGUCGGCGCGACGUACUUGCACGUCUCCGGAGGCACGUGCGUCAACGUCAAAGUCGGCAAGAGCACGAUGGAAGUGGACGAAAUCGUAGAAAACACCAUGGCGGCGAUCGAAGGAGCGGUAAGCAAGAUUCCGCGAAGGUGGGGGAACAUCCAGAGCAUCUACAUCAAGACGCCAGAUUCCGUGGCGUUACCCGUGUACGUCGCGCCGCCGGAGUGA